This is a messenger RNA of Lachancea sp. 'fantastica', 3303 nucleotides long. The record is from the annotation of a GenBank genome assembly. Lineage: Eukaryota; Fungi; Ascomycota; Saccharomycetes; Saccharomycetales; Saccharomycetaceae.
AUGGGCAACUUUUUGGAUGUAGACGUGGAGGUAGACUGGCUUUACAAGGGCAAGAGACGGCCAAAAACGCAACCGGAAGUUGUGCGUAGAGAACGGUCAUCUUCGGUGUCCAAUGGGUCUUUGGGCCGAGUGGCCACCAGAACAGAGUCUCAGGAGCCCGAGGAACCCGAGAAACCUAAGCAAACGAAGCCAGAACGGCCAGUGCACGAAGCCAAGAGAGCUGGAAGCUCCGCAGCAGGAAUUGCAACUGCCAAGAUUCCGCAACGGUCGAGUUCGAUCAACGAAACUAGUGGAAAAUCGAAAAAAUCAUUGUUCGGAUCGCUCUUUAGACGCAACAGUCAGGGAUCUGGCGAAGCUCCCUCUAUUCCGAUUCCGCUACCCAAAGUUCGGUCCCAUACCGGAUCUGCUGCUGCCACAAAUCAAAACUCGGGACAGGAAGCUGCUCCAUCAAUGCAUGCAGCUGUUUCACAGUUUUUGAAGGAACCCUCAUCUCCGGAAGUUUCGGAUCCAGCCCCUAUUCAUGAUGAAAAAGUGGUUCUAGACAGGAGCCAGCAGAAGAAAUCAAUUCCUAUCAACACACUCUCCAAGCUACCUCUCAAGAGAGUAACUUUUGCCGUUGACCGUUUUGGAAUGGAUCCACCACAGCAAAUUCCAAGCCGUAAGCCCAAAAAGGGCGACGUCUUGGUGCCUCAGGACAUGAUAUGCCCCACUCCGUCAAUCUCCGUUGGCAUAACCAACACGCAAGGCAGUGUAGAGCAAGCUACUUCCCCACACAAUGAACAAUCGAAAGAAUACAAACUGGCAAUGGAAUAUCAUCGUAGGGCUUUGAAAGAAUCGGAAAAACAUCAGCAAGAAGCACAUUAUGCCGCCAGACGCAUAGCUCACGAAGUACAAAACUUCAAGAUCAAAAAUGCUGCAGCGUCUUCCAAUGUUCAGAACUCCGGAAAUGUGGCUGCUGAACAGACAGCAAGCAACAACGACGGGCUUGGCACGACUGCUAACACUACUCCGAUUGAUGACCGAAUCAAAAAUUUAGAGAUUGAUAAACCUAUCCACAAGCAUGAGAAUUUCUUUGAUCAUGACACUCAAAACUUGACGUCAGCCUCAGAAAAACUCACUUUAGACAAGACAUACACCCGUUGCUGUCAUCUGCGAGAGAUUUUACCCAUUCCCUCUACUUUGAAGCAGGUUAAGGACAAGACAGCACCCCUCCAAACUUUGAAGUUUUUGAACCCGAGACCCACGCUGAUUGACAUUCUGUCUUUCUGUGACUUUAUCGCCAUUACUCCAGUGCACAACGUCAUCUUUGACAACGUCAACCUUACGCAGGAGAUGUUGAAAAUUGUCAUCAGCUCUCUAGUCAAUAGCUCCUUCAUCGAGAAACUAGGACUUAGAAAUGUCACAUUUAAUGCUGACAGCUGGAAGCUGCUGUGCAAGUUUCUGCUCGAAAAUAAAUCCCUUAUGAAGCUGGAUAUUUCUCACACUAAAGUCAAAACAGACCUUUCCAAAGAACUUUAUCGGGCCAAUAUGGAUUGGAACCUUUUCAUUGAUGUCCUGCGAAGCCGUAAAGGGAAGACACUCGACGAAUUACUUGUGAACGGUGUCAAAUUUGACAACACAGGAACUUUUAUCAAUCUACUCAACACCUUUGCAUCUGUUGGACAACAAGCAAAGAAACGACUUGGAAUUGCACAAUCUGAGAUCACUGGAGAACAGAUCAAGUUUCUCUUGCCAUGGGUCAGCGAAAAUAACAUUGAGGGUGUCGACUUGGGAUUCAAUGACCUCAGCCAAAUUGUCAAACCCUUGGUGGGGAAACUUACCUCACUUCCAUAUGAUAACAUGCAUUAUUUCACUCUUAACAGUACCAAUAUUGCAUCUCCUUAUGAUGCUGCUUUGGUGUUGCGAGCGUUAUCGAAAUUACCUAACCUCUAUUUCCUCGAUUUGAGCAACUUACCCCAAAUUUUCCCGGAUAUCUUCCCUUACCUCAACAAGUAUUUACCUCGCAUGCCCAAGCUAAAGCGACUGCAUCUCGAUUCCAACGAGUUCACAGCCAGAGAGGUCAUCAUGGUGACAACAGUUCUUUCCAAAUGUAAAGAGCUUCUUCACAUUUCGCUCAUGAAUAUCCCAGAGGACUCCUUCACAACAACGAUGAGCGCUAAUGUCUACGACUGUGUGCGCCAGAGUCCAAAACUCACACACCUGGACAUUGCUUAUGGCAAUAUGCCCGAAGAAAUUUCAUCCCGUAUAGCGCUCUUCCUCAUGCGUAGACUACACAGAGACUUCGAGCUUGACGACUUAGCCAGUCAAGACGAUUUGCUAUUUGACGGUACUCUACUCUCUGAGACUGCUGGUAAUAUUUUCGAAAAACUGAACACUUAUGAAGAUGCCGACACUGAUACCACUAGGAGGUAUCUACUCAAAAAAUACUGGGAACGAUUCAAUCGUGUUCAUGACAAUGUUCAGCGCACAAUCGAUGAAUUAUUUGAGAAGAGAAGUGCUGGUGAGCUCAACCUUCAGGGCAAGGAAAACUUACUGCGGCUUUUAUUCCUGGAAAACAAUCUAUCGCAUAUUUUGAGCAUUCUUAAGACGUAUCCGCAAGUGGCAAACAUUGCGGGUCUCGAUUCCAGUGCAAAGCAAUCAACAUUUGACAAUGAUGUUAACAAUUUGCGGGACGUUGAGCCUCCUGCUCAUACAAGACCUCACUUGAUGGCAACCGAAUCCGGACAAACUAUCGAUUUAACCACGGGUAAAGCCAUACUGGUAAAGCAACCUUCUCAUGUUGCGCUGGUCAGUAAGAAACAAGAGGAGGAAGAAGGUGAAUUCCACAAAUGGGGUUUUUUCGUUCAGCAACAAAACUCUAUUUAUCCUGAUCAUCAGGUUAGAACCACCGUUGAGGACCCGGUAGGAAAGAGGCCAGAAAGUUCUUCGUCCACGGAAUCACCCAAGUCGUCACAACCUUCCACAGCAACGCAGGCCUCGCAUAGCUUGAUUGCCAAGAUCCCAUCUGGAACAGAGCUUCGGGAUGCCAUCAUGCGCGCCAAAGGUAUUGACUCCAUUGAAGAGUUGAUUGAAAAUGUCAGCGGAAAUCGUGAAACGCUGGAUAAGAUCUACGGAGUUCCACUCCAUCCAAUGCCACAGUCAGUAUCCGAAGCUGGGGCUAACCGGAAGUUGCCGCUCUCUCAGUUGAUGAGGUCGGAAUCCAAUACAUCGAUGUCAUCGUCGGGAUCUGGCGACGAGGAGAAGGUUGAUGAAACAUACGACAAGUUGCUCAACAGUUUGAGUAAAGUACGGUCUAAUAAAUAA